This is a messenger RNA of Alternaria rosae, 1059 nucleotides long. RefSeq lists its product as uncharacterized. NCBI's taxonomy places the organism in Eukaryota, Fungi, Ascomycota, Dothideomycetes, Pleosporales, Pleosporaceae. The record is from RefSeq and is a predicted model, not a curated record. The transcript is spliced from 2 exons. The coding region runs from base 245 to 850 and encodes 201 amino acids.
ACUGCGAGGUGAUCAUCAGGCUGAGACGUCAAGUGCACAGAUACGGGACCUGCGUUGAAGGUACGCGCCACAAUAAGGCGACCUGUGUGUUGAUCAACUUUCUCUUUUGCGCCUUGCUACGUAGAGGUACUUAUAGUGAAAACACAUCUACUCGAUUUCGCAUCUCAUUUUAUUAGUAUCGAUAUAUUGCACUCCCAAGAUUCCUCCACAGCUUUAUCUACGCGUUACCUAAGUCCCUCCAAACAUGGGUAUCUUAGCAUCUUUCACUAAUCCUAAAAGUCCACUUUGGCAAGGACCUCAACGCUUACAUCACCAUCUAUUUCUCGUAAAGGCGUUUAUCCUUUUUAUCUUUAUCAUCAUCGUCAUUUCCCACAAUGCUUCCUUCAAGUACGGAUUUAACGACCGCGACAACGACCCCCGUUGGCAAAGCUUCGCGAACGAUUGGUUCUUCCGCACAGGAUUCGCAAUGAUCCCAGAUGCCAUUUACACCCUCUUCAGCCUCGUGGCUAUACCCCAAUCAGCCUCCGCACCAAAUUUGUUUCAUCCCAUCCUUGCUCUCACUUUCUCUUUGGUCAUGGUGUGUCUUUAUGCAGCCAUCUGCUUUCUACACACGCUCAUCAUCUACAACGAUGAGAGCAACACCUACAACAAGUCAUAUUGGGACGGCCUUGGAUAUGCUGAGGUGGGAUUCCAAGGGGUAAUAGGCCUUUUAUACGCGGGAAUGGCUUUGCUGAGUUGCAUUGCUGUGCAUCGGUGGAGGAGGUCGAAGAAGGGUGAGAGGGCUGGCUAUACUGCGGAUGUGGAGUUGACGCCUUCGACCAAGGAUGGUAGGGCCAGUGAUUUAAGUUAGAUGGUGAUCUAUAAGAAAGAGGUAAUGUGUUGCAAGGGAAAGAAGGCAUCGUUUAUUGUGCUUGCCAUUGGCGGGUUUCGCGGGUUGAUCACACCAGCAGCAUCAAAGGGAACGAAAGUGAGUAAUGAUGGGGUGAAAAAUAGACUACAUGUAUUUAUCUAGAGUCAUAAUGUAUAAUGCGUCAUAAGGUUCUGCGAUCUCAAGGAGAG